Molecule: messenger RNA, 1174 nt
Organism: Carica papaya (papaya)
Lineage: Eukaryota; Viridiplantae; Streptophyta; Magnoliopsida; Brassicales; Caricaceae
Source: RefSeq, a predicted model, not a curated record
UCCCGCCAAAAUAUCUCUGCUCUAGUACAGUAGUGGAAGCAGAUACCAAGAGGACUUGUGGAUAUGGCAGUGGCCAUUACGAGCUUGGGUGUGCGGUUACGUGCUUUAGUUCUCCAUGGCUGUGGCCGCAGCCACAGCCAUGGCGGGUGGGUCGUUUCAGUUGUUAUUGCGAGCCGCGUCGUAAAGGUCUUUCCUCUCCCAUAGAGCAAACGCUUUCUCGAAUUCAAGAUGCUGGUGUGAUCGCUUGCCUUCGUGCCACUAGUGCGGAGGUUGCUGCAGAGGCUGCAAAUGCAGCAAUUGAGGGUGGCAUCUCAGUUGUUGGCACUGUUUUAACUGCUGAAGAUGCUAAAAAAGCAAUAAAUGCUGGGGCCAAAUUUCUUAUGAGUCCUGCAAUGGUGAAGGACAUUAUUGAUGAUGUCCAAUGCGGUGUUCUAUAUAUUCCAGGUGUUAUGACCCCUACAGAAAUAUUGUCUGCAUAUGCUGCCGGUGCCAAGAUUGUUAAGGUUUAUCCUGUUUCGGCAUUAGGUGGUGCUCAAUAUAUAUCAGCAGUUAAGAAGCCUUUUCGUCACAUUUCAAUGGUUGCUUCUCAAGGCAUAACAAUAGAUUCAAUAGGGCCCUAUAUAGCUCAAGGAGCAGAUUCUGUUGUUUUAUCUGAUGCUAUAUUUAAUAAAGAGGCAAUGCAUCAAAAGGACUUCAACAAGAUAUUUCAACUUGCCCGUAUUGCUGCUAUGUGUGGCAAAGAAGCUGUAGAAAAGAUGGAUUUAUGUUCUCGAGAAACAUAACAAGAUGAUGGAAAAUGGAGGUAGAUUAGUGGCCGGAUAGUGGCAGUGUCUCCCCAAAUCUUCAACCUUGAUCGCAUAAAAACCUAGUCUCCCCCUUUCCAUCACAAACAGGGCUACCAGAAUCUAGAACCUGUUUAUGGACUGAUUUAGAAAGAUGCAACAGAACGGGGAGAAGGACGAGAAUAAGACCAGAAGGAAGAUAAAGAGGGAUAAGGCUUGAAAAGGGGUAAACAGAGAUGGGGAGUCAUUUUAUUUCUUUUCCUUUCUUGCUUUUCCUGCCUCUGUUGUACUUAUUUUUAAAUGUAUCUUGCGAUUUAUUCUCCUGCAAAAUUUGGAAUUAAUCAAAAUUAUGUUUUAAUUUCUAACUCCAUAUAAUGUUAUUCUUUUUUUUU